Anneissia japonica is the source of this 480-nucleotide messenger RNA. RefSeq lists its product as uncharacterized. The record is from RefSeq and is a predicted model, not a curated record. Bases 1 to 480 code for a protein of 159 amino acids. The transcript has 2 exons. Lineage: Eukaryota; Metazoa; Echinodermata; Crinoidea; Comatulida; Comatulidae.
AUGGCCCCAGGAAUUGCAGUAGCUGCUACCCCACAAGUUACUCAACCUGACGCUGCUCCUCAAGUUAUUCAACCGAUUGUUGUACCUGACAAUGUGUCCGCUACUCCGCUUAAUAAUGCUGAAAACAUCUAUUAUUUGGAGCAAUUUACCAGUGGUAAAGCCAACAGGAUAGUAUCCGGAUUCGCUCACCUGGAUGCUGAUGUAGGAUACCCUGCUGCUAUGAAAGAACUCAGAGCAAGAUUUGGUGAUCCUGAAGUAAUAGCUAAUGCCUAUGUAAAAAAGGUAUUAUCCUGGCCUCAAGUGCGGGCUGAUGAUCCCCAUGCGUUAGACGAAUUAUCCAUUCUGCUCAUCGAAUGUGAAACUGCAACACAAAGCAUUGGAAGAUUCGGGGUAUUGGAGUUUGCAGAGAACCUCAAGAUAAUCAUCAGCAAACUACUUUAUAGUCUGCAGGAGAGAUGGGAACUGUGGUUUUCAACAUGA